CGCCGAUGUCUUAAGAAUUCGUACCAUGGACAGCGACCACGGAACGUUGCAUUGCAUUUUGAACUGAUUCGUUGGUGCUAUGCUACGUCGGUUUACUUCCGAACAUUAUGUAGAGAAUCUGUGAUACCGCGAGAAAGCGUCGAAGAGCUAAAGACUGGGCUGACGAUAAAAUGCCCCGCCGUGAAACAACUCAGCCAUCAGGAGCCGACAUCUGACUGUAAUGAAAUGUCUGAAGGAGAUCCGAGAUCAUUUCAUCGCUUGACAGAGGCUCUGUCUGACUAGAAAUGUAAUUUUUUUUUUAGGACCUUACGAAAUCAAAUGGUGGUAGCCUGCAGCUUUAAUCGCUAUUGGGGAAAAACGUGGCAAAAUGGGGCAUGCAUACUUAUUUCACCUUCUAAGUGCGCUCCUUUACGCAACACAAUUAUGUAACUGAAUUGAUCGUGUUAACUUCGCAUGAGAACCUGACAAACAAAACAAGAAUGCAGAAAAAAAUAACCCGUGCUCUGAAAAAUGCAAAACCAGAUUCCACUGCGUCAUAAACUAUAAUCACUAGUCUUCAUCCGCAAUCUUUAUGCUAUCAAUCAUAAAGUUAUUAUUGUUUGCGUUGUGACAGUUUAUGAAUAGCUUACUUGCCUGAUUAUUAUCCAUCGUUUAUCUUUACGCACGAAUGCCUGCAUUAUAGAGUUUUAUAGGGUGUAUGCUCUAGGUGAACUUGUCAGAUAACUGUUAAGCUGUAGCCUAGCCAACAGCCUACAUUCUCAACGACGUUUGAUCAGAAGCAAGUUGUGUUUAUACGCACUUCGCUGAAACCGUGUAGACCACAAACCACGUUCACUCCCGCAAUGGCCAGGGUGCGGAAGAAAGCUUGUAUAGCGCUGUUCCUAUUUACAAUCUUUGUUUUCGGAACCAUGAUGGGCUUAAGAACCCUGAAGCCCAGCGAUGGGUUCUCUGACCUGGCCCCGGGGUUGGUCCUCCUACCGAUGAUUGGAGGAAAGAUGGACCGGCGCUCCGUGUCACAAGAAACGGUCUCCUCACCCGGGCAGGUACGCACCAAAGUAGUUUUAUCAAACUCUGGGCCUGAAGGAACUAUAUUUUACGACGUCCACAUAUUUUACAGCGUGUGGUACGGAAACCCAUCGAUGGAUGGGAAAUACAUGCACUGGGACCACGUCCUCGUGCCACACUGGGACCCUAAGAUCGCAGCCAGUUACCCGAAAGGGAGACACAUGCCACCGGAGGACAUCGGUUCAAGUUUCUACCCAGAGCUUGGUCCGUACAGCUCAAGAGAUCCAGACGUAUUGGAGUCACACAUGGAGCAGAUUGGAGCGGCUGCAGCAGGGGUUCUGGUGCUGUCCUGGUACCCACCGGGCCUGGCCGAUGACAAUGGAGAGCCCACUGAAGACCUGGUGUCUGCAGUCCUGGAUGCAGCUCACAGACACAAUCUUAAGGUUGCAUUUCACCUCCAGCCUUACAAAGGACGGAGCGACCACAGUGUCCACGACAACAUCAAGUACAUCAUCGACCGGUAUGGGGACCAUGGAGCCUUUUACAAGUUCACCACCAGCACCGGGCAGGUACUGCCUUUCUUCUACAUCUACGACUCAUACCUGACACCACCAGAGAGCUGGUCUGAACUGCUCCACCCCACCGGCUCCCACAGCCUGCGUGACACACCGUAUGAUGGAGUCUUCAUUGCCCUCAUUGUGGAAGAGCGUCACAAGCACGACAUCUUAGCCGGCGGUUUUGACGGUAUGUACACGUACUUCGCCUCCAACGGGUUUUCGUUUGGUUCAUCCCACCAGAACUGGAAGGCAGCUAAGGCAUUCUGCGACGAUAACAACUUGUUAUUUAUACCAAGUGCUGGGCCAGGCUACAUUGACACCGCGGUAAGGCCGUGGAACAACCACAACACACGCAACCGUGUAAACGGGCGCUACUACGAGACGGCCCUGCAGGCUGCACUGAACGUACGGCCGGAGAUCGUCACGAUUACAUCAUUCAACGAGUGGCACGAGGGCACGCAGAUCGAGAGGGCUGUGCCGAAAAAGACUGUAACCAGAUUGUAUUUGGACUACCAGCCACACCAGCCGGACCAUUACCUGGAGCUAACAAGGAGAUGGGCGGAGCAGUUCAACAAGGAGAAGGAGACAUGGCUUAUGUGACCUACCACUGUUUGUUGGUGAGAUGAAUGAGUGUAAAGGUUUCUGAAUAUGGAUGUGUUAGAGAUAACGGUUGGGACUGUUCGUCUGUGUGUCUGCUAGAAAGAAAGAGUACAGGGAUAUGCAUUAUUUUUUUGAGUGAAAUGUUAUAAUGUUUUACAUUUUUAACAUUUCUACAGUUGAUGCUUUCAGGGGCAUCAGAAAGCUCCCUUUCCGGUUAUCCAUUGCUCUACUUCCAGAUAAACCCCAUCACUGCUUCCAGCAUGGAUAGAUAAAUCAAUAGUCCAAUAUCAGUCAAAUAUACUGUACACUCUGUCCUACUUUGACAUACCACUGCUCCAUCAAACCACCCAAUGUAUCCUGGUUUAUUUCUCUCUGUACUUUUCAGUAUUAAAAUGACAACAACAAUAAAAUAGGCCACACGAUAUGUGGGGGAUUUUACUUUCAUCCACUUUAA
This is a messenger RNA of Esox lucius (northern pike), 2616 nucleotides long. Its product is annotated as glycoprotein endo-alpha-1,2-mannosidase-like protein. The transcript has 4 exons. Gene Ontology annotation, molecular function: alpha-mannosidase activity. Bases 843 to 2162 code for a protein of 439 amino acids. The record is from RefSeq and is a predicted model, not a curated record. NCBI's taxonomy places the organism in Eukaryota, Metazoa, Chordata, Actinopteri, Esociformes, Esocidae. Gene Ontology annotation, cellular component: Golgi apparatus.